This is a messenger RNA of Macrosteles quadrilineatus (aster leafhopper), 3018 nucleotides long. Its product is annotated as probable E3 ubiquitin-protein ligase HECTD2. The record is from RefSeq and is a predicted model, not a curated record. Bases 226 to 2673 code for a protein of 815 amino acids. Gene Ontology annotation, biological process: protein polyubiquitination. The transcript is spliced from 17 exons. Lineage: Eukaryota; Metazoa; Arthropoda; Insecta; Hemiptera; Cicadellidae. Gene Ontology annotation, molecular function: ubiquitin protein ligase activity.
UUGGAGGCGGCACAGACUGUUGGCAGUGAGAAUGCUAGUCUUGUUUGCCUAUUACUUUGUAUUUUCUGAUGUACAGGGAGACGUCACCGCCGCCACCAUGGGUUGAGUACCCUGACCCCGACGGCCGGGGGUGGGCUUGGAGGCGGCACAGACUGUUGGCAGUGGCAGUGGCAAUCAUACCGCUGCUCUCGGCCGCGCUUUCUUGUGCUGCGGCCGUCCCAACAGAUGGUGGCGACCAAGUCGCGGCUGGAGGACGAGGUAGCGACGUGCGCCGCCUGCAAGGUGACCAUACACCAACAUGGAGGCGGCGGUGGCGGGGGCGGUGGGGGCGGCGCUAGGCUGAGCGCCGUGUGUCCCUUCUGUGGUCAACCCUACACCCCCGCACGACUGGACGGUGGCGUGGCGGCGGGUGUAGGCGCCGGGAGGGUCCGGUCACAUCGCUCCACCACCGACCCCGUAGUCAACAAUCUAAGGCUUCCCCCAAUCGAGACCGACGACGGUCUAGGGUGUAGGCGACUGAGCAGCAUCAUGGUCAGCAGGCUAGGCACUAUGGACAUAGCAGAGCUACUGCUGAGGCCAGGAUCCGAGACAUCUCUGCCUCCCAUACACAAGGACUCUGAGCCCUCGGUGUCAACCCCAGACUCCGGCCUCAGGUCCGCCCUCAGCAUGGAGACCAUAGUCAGCGACCUGGAGGAGCCCCGGGUCGUCCCUCGCUACCCCACUAGGCACAAGACCAGGGAGGACUUCCUUCAGGAUGUAAGGAGGGCCCAUCACUCAGAGAACUACAUUGGCAUCCAACGCUUCUACAUGCGUUGCUUUGACACAUUUGCGGAGAUUUGCGCACUUUUCAAGGUGGACAAAGAUGAGGCUGGAGCUGGAUUAGAAGACCCAAACUUGAAGAUGGAAUUCAUUUAUGCAGUUCAUGAUGCCAUUCGGACAUUUCCUUCGAUUGUACACAAGACUGUACUGAAAUCCAUCAUCAAUGCUCUACUGGAGGAGAACAGGGUAUUACAUCCCAAGGAUGAUGUAAGAGCAUUGUUUAUUCUCAUGCAGAAUCCAGUAUUUGCUGCCCAAUCCUCCUACUCUAUAUUUGCCCAUCUUCUGCGUCACAUUGUUGAACUUCAGCUUACAGACCAUCAACUUUUAGUCUCAUGGUUUAAGCUACUAGAGGUGGACAAGCUAAGACUCAUAGUUCGGCACAUUAUACAGUUCAUUACUAUUCGCCAGUACCCUCCGUCCGACAAAUCUCUUCCUCCAAUGUCCAAAAGCCGCUGGUGGAUUCCAACCGGUACCAAAGUACUGGCACUUAUUAACGCAGCCAACAAUGGCAGUAGCCCUCCACUACUUGACUACACAGAGUUCUACAACUCAGCCCUCGACCACAUAGACUUGAUGCAAGACUACUACAAUUGGCAGAGUCCACAGCGCAGCGGCCAGUUUGCCUAUUGUCAGUAUCCCUUUGUACUAAGCAUCGUAGCCAAACGGAUUAUUCUCACCAAGGAUUCAGAGCAGCAGAUGAUUUUGACAGCUCGGCGAUCUUUAGUGGCCAAAGUUGCACGACAUCAAGCUCCUCAGAUUGAUAUUUUCUUUCUCAAUAUUUUAGUCCGUCGCUCACAUCUUGUCUGCGAUUCACUUAAUGAAAUAGCGAGUAAACAGAAGGAUCUCAAGAAGAAACUGAAGGUAUCGUUUGUGGGUGAGCCAGGGUUGGACAUGGGCGGACUGACCAAGGAAUGGUUCCUGCUGCUGAUCAGGCAGAUCUUCCACCCUGACUAUGGCAUGUUUGUCUACCAUCCUCACUCUCGCAGUUACUGGUUCAGCACAGAUCAGGAAGGUGCACUUCGAGAGUACAACCUGAUCGGAGUGCUGAUGGGUCUAGCUGUCUACAACUCCAUCAUCCUGGAUCUCCAUUUCCCGUCUAUCUGCUACCGCAAGCUGCUGUCGCCCCCAGUCGUGCCUGUAGACACCAGCAACGUAGGCAUUGUCCACAUGCCCACUGUCGAUGACUUGGCAGAGAUCAUGCCGGACGUUGCACGAGGUUUGAAAGAGCUUCUGACAUACGAGGGAAAUGUCGAGGAAGACAUGUGCAUUAGUUUCCAGGUUAGCUUAGAAGAAUACGGAGAAGUCAAGACAUUUAUGCUGAAGCCAGACGGAGAUGACAUUUCAGUAACCAAUGAAAACAGAGAAGAAUACGUAGCUCUGUAUCUUGACUGGGUGCUGAACACAGCCAUAUAUGACCAGUUCAGAGCUUUUUACCUGGGCUUUCACAGCGUCUGUGCAUCAAACGCUCUCAUUAUGCUUCGACCAGAAGAGGUUGAGAUGCUUGUUUGUGGGUCGCCGACUCUGGAGCUCAAUGAACUUCGUAAAGUCACAGAAUAUGAUGGUUACAAGUCUGAUGACCCAAUCAUUAUAGACUUCUGGGAAAUUCUACAAUCACUAUCACCUGAAUUGAAGAAGAAAUUUCUCCUAUUUACAACAGGGAGUGAUCGAGUUCCUGUGGGUGGGAUGGGGGAAAUGACUUUUAAAAUAACUCGUAUAACCAACAAACCAGACAAUCUACCAGAAGCUCACACAUGUUUCAACCAGUUAGUGUUGCCUCAGUAUGACAGUGCUGACGUUCUACAAGAGAAACUCAUCAUUGCCAUCUCCAACGCUGAGGGCUUUGGUUUGGAAUGAACUUGAACUUAUAUAAUUACAAUGUGUGCCUUGUGUACUUUAAGAAAUAUAAAACAAAUCUUAAUGAAAAUUAUUUAGAAAAAAAUAAUUCUUUGCUUGUUUCUAACCAAGUUUGGCUUGAUCGAAAAUCUCAGGCUUGCACACCUCUUAUGACUAGACAUUACCUGUAAUGUAACACAGACUUUACUUGUUAGUCUAUUAGGCCUACAUUCUAUCAUGGUUUUCUAUUAAGGUGUUUUCAGAUAAUCAAUCAAUUUGUGUUCGUAAAGUAUCCACUAACAUUCUCACAGUCUCUAACAAUUUGUAUUAAAUUAUACAACUAAAUCGAAUCAAUCUAAACUUUGA